UGAAAACUGAAACAAAAAGAAGAAAGUCGAAGAGAGCUUGCGCUGUCAGACGUUCACAACAGUGAGACCAGAUGACACUGAAGGUUGAAGGUGAUCCAGGCUAUGGCAGCGUGUCUGCUGGAGGUCGAUUCACCGAUCUGGACAGCUCAGAGAGCGUACCUCUCCUUAUCCCUGACAUUCAGCAGCGCCAACAUGUCUGGAAACCCCUGAGCAAAGAAGAGCUACUGAAAUGCGCAGGAGGACCGGGAUGGAAGAAGUUUCGCUCUCGUCUGGUGCUUUGUUUCUGGUUUGGUUGGUUGAUAAUGCUGGGCACUGCAGUCGCAAUAAUCAUUCAGACACCGCGGAUGGAGUCUCCUUCACUGCACUGGUGGCAGAGGGACGUGUUUUACCGCCUGCAGCCUGCACUCUUCAUGGAUGUAGACAGUGACGAGGUCAGCCGUAUCAGCAGGGUAUCAGAGCACCUGCCGUAUCUGAAGUCACUGGGGGCCGGGGCAGUGAUCCUGGAAGGGUUGUUUCGGCAUGACAUCUCUCCAACCAACCUGACAGAGAUUGACCAAAAUCUGGGCACACUUCCACAGUUCACACAACUUAUCACAGAAAGCCGCAAAGCAGGUGUGAGAGUGGUGCUGGACCUUUGUGAGCUGGAUCUGUUUGAGCAGGAGUCGGGUAAUGAAACCAAUGUUUCGUCUGGUCCAUCAGAGCACAUUCAAUACUCAUUAAAGUAUUGGCUGGAGCAUGGCGUAUCAGGCUUUGGGAUCUGUGACACAGACACAGCCUUCUCUGCAAAGACCCUAAUGGAGUGGAAUGUGCUGAUGCAAGAGUUUAAUUCACAAGAUGACGAAAGAAUACUGAUGGUGAGGCAAACAGGUAACACUCUUCCAGCACUCAAUGCGUCCAGCAUUGUUGUUAAUGGCUCACUGGUGGAGCUGGUUAUAAAGUCACUGAUCCCCCCAUCACACCAUCCGCUAUCUCCCGCUGAGGUGGCUGAGGCCAUGGAGGCCAGUCUGCAGAAACCACAAGGAGACUGGCCGAGCUGGACCGUGGGUGGAGGAGUACCAUGGGAGCUUCAGAGAGCAAUUCUAGUCCUGAUCAUGACUUUACCUGGGACGCCCAUCAUCAAAUAUGGAGAUGAGGUCAAUCCAGUUCAGGAUCUGGAUCAGUUGAAUCAACCUCUAGCCCUCUUCCAUUCUCUGAGUCAGUCGCGUGCCCGUGAAGAGGCUCUACACUUUGGCCGAUUCACCUUUCUUUCCUUCAAUGCCAGCAUGUCAUCCUCCAGCCUCAAUUCUACAGCCACACCUCCUUUAGCUUUCCUGCGCUCAUGGGGCUGCGUUCACUUCCUGGUCCUAUUUAAUUUGGGUUCUGAACCUCACACUCUGGACCCGGACUGGGCUCCCAGCCUACCUGAAGGUGGGGUGUUUGUAACCAGCACAGGUCUUGACCGAUUAGGCCCUGUGUCUCUAAGAUCAAUAAAAAUGCAGCCACAUGAGGCCAUUGUCAUAAAAUUGUUUGAAUCUGACAAUUUUUAAGAUAGAACGGCUUGUGUUUGCUUAUUAAUUAAAGUGAGUUAAAGUCAAAAGUUUAAAUAGACCUUGUUAAUUAUUUUACCAUAGAGGCAUCGUACAAAAUGCAUGUUAUUAGCUCAUAUGCAACUAUUACAGAUGGUUAAAACGCUCACUGAUGGGGGUGUAAACUUUUGAACAGAAUAAUGAUGUGUACAUUUUUCUUGUUUUGCCUGAAUAUUUUUUUCUUUUCUUUUUUUUUUUUUUAAUUUAGUACUGUAUUUACAUGUUUCCCAGAAGGCAAAAUAAGUUAAAUUUACUCUGAUCUUCAAGUUCAAAAAGUUUUCACCCCCAGUUCUUAAUGCAUUUUUUUCUGAUGGAUAGAAAGGGUUCAAAUGCACAAAAAUGCUGCAAAACCAAAGAUUUUGUGGGCCUAAAGAAUUUUUCUGAAGAACAGCAAGCAGUUUCAUUUUGCAGAUUCUGCAAGGUUUAUGUAAACUUGUGACUUCAACUGUAUACUAAUGAUGUUUAUUUUGGUUAAUUAAGAGUAAGUAUUAUUAAGUAUUUAUACAACUAAAUAACAAUGAAUAAAUAUUGGCAGUGGGAAUGCACUGCACUUUGUUCCUUUGCAAAUAAUCUAAU
Molecule: messenger RNA, 2141 nt
Organism: Labeo rohita (rohu)
Lineage: Eukaryota; Metazoa; Chordata; Actinopteri; Cypriniformes; Cyprinidae
Product: 4F2 cell-surface antigen heavy chain
Exons: 9
Coding region: 72-1526 (484 amino acids)
Biological process (GO): carbohydrate metabolic process; amino acid transport
Source: RefSeq, a predicted model, not a curated record